CCGACGCUAGCCGCUUCGCUCUCUCGACUCGUCGCCUGCCCCUCCCCCGCCCGCCGCCGUCACCCGGGAAACCGGCCGCAAUCGCCGGCCGACCUGAAGCUGGUUUCAUGGCAGCCGCGAAGAAAGCAGUUUUGGGGCCGUUGGUGGGGGCAGUGGACCAGGGCACCAGCUCAACGCGCUUUUUGGUUUUCAAUUCGAAAACAGCUGAACUCCUUAGUCAUCAUCAGGUGGAAAUAAAACAAGAGUUUCCAAGAGAGGGAUGGGUGGAACAAGAUCCUAAGGAAAUUCUUCAGUCUGUCUAUGAGUGUGUAGAGAAAACAUGCGAGAAACUCGGACAGCUCAAUAUUGACAUUUCCAACAUAAAAGCUAUUGGUGUCAGCAACCAGAGAGAAACCACCGUGGUGUGGGACAAGUUAACUGGAGAGCCUCUCUACAAUGCUGUGGCUGCUCCAGUUUCUCCUGGCCCUUCAGUUCCAGUUGGCGUUGUUCCCUCUGGCUCUUCAGUUCCAGCUGCUGGUACUUCCUCAGUAUGGCUUGAUCUAAGAACCCAGUCUACCGUCGAGGCUCUUAGUAAAAGAAUUCCAGGAAAUAAUAACUUUGUCAAGUCCAAGACAGGCCUUCCAAUUAGCACUUACUUCAGUGCAGUGAAACUUCGUUGGAUCCUUGACAAUGUGAGACAAGUUCAAAAGGCUGUUGAAGAAAACAGAGCUCUUUUUGGGACCAUUGAUUCAUGGCUUAUUUGGAGUUUGACAGGAGGAGUCAAUGGAGGUGUCCAUUGUACGGAUGUAACAAAUGCAAGUAGGACGAUGCUUUUCAACAUUCAUUCCUUGGAAUGGGAUAAAGAGCUUUGCGAAUUUUUUGGAAUUCCAAUGGAAAUUCUUCCAAAUGUCCGGAGUUCUUCUGAGAUCUAUGGCCUAAUGAAAGCUGGAGCCUUGGAAGGUGUGCCAAUAUCUGGGUGUUUGGGAGACCAGUCUGCUGCACUGGUGGGACAAAUGUGCUUCCUGGAUGGGCAAGCCAAAAACACGUAUGGAACAGGAUGUUUCUUACUGUGUAAUACAGGCCGUAAGUGUGUAUUUUCUGAGCAUGGCCUUCUCACCACGGUGGCUUACAAACUUGGCAGAGACAAGCCGGUAUUUUAUGCUUUGGAAGGUUCUGUAGCUAUAGCUGGUGCUGUUAUUCGCUGGCUAAGAGACAAUCUUGGAAUUAUAAAGACCUCAGAUGAAAUUGAAAAACUUGCUAAAGAAGCAGGUACUUCUUAUGGCUGCUACUUCGUCCCAGCAUUUUCAGGAUUAUAUGCCCCUUAUUGGGAGCCCAGUGCAAGAGGGAUAAUCUGUGGACUUACUCAGUUCACCAAUAAAUGUCAUAUUGCUUUUGCUGCAUUAGAAGCUGUUUGUUUCCAGACCCGUGAGAUUUUGGAUGCCAUGAAUCGCGACUGUGGGAUUCCACUCAGUCAUUUGCAGGUAGAUGGAGGAAUGACCAGCAACAAAAUUCUUAUGCAGCUACAAGCAGAUAUUCUGUAUAUUCCAGUAGUGAAGCCCUCGAUGCCCGAAACCACCGCACUGGGCGCUGCCAUGGCAGCAGGGGCAGCAGAAGGAGUCGGCGUUUGGAGUCUAGCACCCGAGGAUCUGUCAGCUGUCACAAUGGAGCGUUUUGAACCUCAGAUCAACGCUGAGGAAAGUGAAAUUCGUUAUUCUACUUGGAAGAAAGCUGUGAAGAAGUCAAUGGGUUGGGUUACAACUCAGUCUCCAGAAAGCGGAAUGUUUGGUGGAAGACUCUGAACAUUUCCGUGAGCACUGUGUUCCAUAGAUGAUACCAACUCAUGGAUCCCCAAGAUGGAGUUUUUUACAUAAUGAGAAAACCCAGCAAUUCUGUCUCUUAAUGUGAUGACACUAUUCAUAGACUCUGAUUUUAUUUAUAAGCCACUUGCUGCAUGACCCUCCAAGUAGACCUGUGGCUUGAAAUAAAGACAAUGCAGCAGAAAGAAUGCUUUAGAAACAUUUGGUGUGUUUUUUAACAUAGACAGUUAAGGUUGGGCUAGCCACUUUGGUUGGGGGCUGGUCCCCUCCAUUACCAUAACAUCCUGCCCCAUUCCCUCUGAGAUCUAGGAAGAACUCAGAUCCUAUCCACUGGACUCUUUCAUCAGACAUAUAUUCAAAUGCUACUGGUCUAGGAUAUGAUUCUCUGCGCUACACGCACUUAAGGGGUUACUACCAACCUAUUAGAAAUAAAGGGCUUUUUGUUUGUCGGUAAACAGACUCCCAAAAGUUUUUUCUACCUAUUAGAAGCUCACAUCUUCAUUAAAUGUUUAAAUAAAAACCUCUAUUAGGUUAUUAAAAUGGAAAUUUAGUAUUCUCAUAGAUUGAAUAUUUUUCUGAAAAAUAUUUGCCAAAACAAAUUCUUCACCCAAUAUACAUGGUCUCACUAUAAUGACUUUCUAUCAGAAUCUUAUAGGAAAGGACACUUAUUUGUUUGUUUCCAUCCCUCUUUUUUAUAUUUUUUACUUUGUAUAACAUACAUGCCUAUAUAUUUUGUAUACUGAAGUUAGCCCAUUUACAAAGUAAGAGUACGUUAUAUUCAAUAGAUUACAACAGGGCUAGUCUUAGACUACUAAGUAUAUAAAUAUUUUGGAGAAAGCAGCUAUAUACAUUUGGGGGCAACGGUUAUGCAUAUAAUAUACCAGGAGAAAUUUUUUCUUAAAGAGCCAACAUUUAAAAUUUAAGUAUAUAAUGUUAAUAAAAGAAAAUGAACUUUAUUGUGACUUCAACUAUAUUCCUUAUAUCGUAUAUUUUUAUUUAAUUGUCAAAAGAGAGGGAAAAAACUGUAGAAUACUAUGGUAAAUAUUGUUUUCAAACAUAAGCAGUAGUCCCAAUAAAGUUAUUUGUCCUUCACAUUAAUUUUAGACAUAUUUGAGAUCCUUUUGAGGAGAUGAGAGAAUGUCAAAUAAGUAAAAAACCUAAGCCGAAAAAAAUUUAGGAAUGAAUCCAAGAAUCUCUUUUAAUUCAAAUGUUAUCAAUCAUUAAUUAACAAGAAAUUGCUGAGAUGACAGGAUUAUCUUAGCUUAAUAUCACAUUACAGCUGAAAAAAGUUUACCAUUAGAAAUGCCUUUCAAUGAAACCAAGAAUUUCUCAAAAUAUUUAAUGUCACGUUAUAUGAAGUCACCUAAUCUAACUUCCUAAUGUCAGUUUUUGAAAUAUUUAAAAAAUUAAUUUACAGUAAACAACUAAGAAAAGAACUUCCUAGUUAUUUUCUUGAAUGAGUGCUGAAUGGGAAAGUAUUUCUAUGUUAAUAUAAAAGAUUUUGUUUUGUUUGGAAUUAAUGAUAGCUGGAUUUACUGUUCUGAUUGUGCUGUUUCUAAAUUAUUGAGUCUGCUGGGUUUUAUUGAUGUAGCUGCCUCUUACGUGACAUAAAUAUCAUAGAAAGGUACUGUGAAAUGAUCAGUUUGUGGCAGGGUACUUUUAAACAUAAUUAUGUUUCUACAAAGGUAGGUUGAGUUCAUUGUAAAUAAUUGUGAAGAUCACUGUUCAAAUAAUUUUAAGAUUACACUGAUUUUUCUAUGAAUUGCAAGAUUUAUAAAUGUUUGAAAUUGUACAUGUUGAUAUUUAAUGAUAAAUUUACUUAAAAUAAAUUGACCCCUCAUUCUUA
This is a messenger RNA of Otolemur garnettii (small-eared galago), 3642 nucleotides long. It is a transcript of the gene GK, whose product is annotated as glycerol kinase. Gene Ontology annotation, biological process: glycerol metabolic process; triglyceride metabolic process; glycerol-3-phosphate biosynthetic process. The record is from RefSeq and is a predicted model, not a curated record. Gene Ontology annotation, cellular component: mitochondrion. NCBI's taxonomy places the organism in Eukaryota, Metazoa, Chordata, Mammalia, Primates, Galagidae. Gene Ontology annotation, molecular function: glycerol kinase activity. The transcript has 21 exons. The coding region runs from base 108 to 1778 and encodes 556 amino acids.